AUGGAUUCCCUGGUCGAGUCGGUGGUCCAGCUGCCCUACCAUGUUCUAGUGGUGCCCAAUCUGAAGCUGAAGCGUCCCGGGUGGCUGCAGCUGCCGCAGCCGAUGACCGUCUUCAGCAUGGUCCUCUUCUCCUACUUUUUAGUCUGCGGUGGCCUCAUCUACGACGUGAUCAUCGAGCCGCCGGCGAUCGGCUCGACGGUGGACGAGCACGGCCACUCCCGUCCGGUCGCUUUCAUGCCGUAUCGCGUCAACGGCCAGUACAUCAUGGAGGGCCUGGCCUCCAGUCUCUUCUUCACCCUCGGCUCACUGGGCUUCGUCAUCCUCGACAAGACCACCAGCCCCACCACUCGCCUUAAUCGGAUGUUCCUCGUUUCCAUUGGCUUCGCCCUCAUCAUCGUCUCUUUCUUCACCACCUGGAUAUUUAUGCGAAUGAAGCUGCCGUAA
Messenger RNA from Rhagoletis zephyria (snowberry fruit fly), 444 nucleotides. NCBI's taxonomy places the organism in Eukaryota, Metazoa, Arthropoda, Insecta, Diptera, Tephritidae. The record is from RefSeq and is a predicted model, not a curated record.